This is a messenger RNA of Prorocentrum cordatum, 1459 nucleotides long. The record is from the annotation of a GenBank genome assembly. Lineage: Eukaryota; Dinophyceae; Prorocentrales; Prorocentraceae.
GGAUCGCCGUACCAAGGGGUAUGCGGCGACGGCAGUGCCCCAGAAGGGAGUGCACCCGUACCCUGUGAAGUUCUUCGCGGGCUACUUGAAGGAGCUCGGUUGGAAGAGGUACGUGAGCCGGUCAGACGGCGAACGCAGCCUUGUAGCCUUGAAGCAGGCUGUGGCUGACCAGAUGCAGGCAGUAGAGACUGUCAUGCAGGAGUCUCCUGUAGGAGACCACGCAGCGAACGGUGAGGCCGAGAACGCGGUCAAGGAGGUGAAACGCAUUGUGCGUGCGCAGAAGGAAACGUUCGAGGAGAGGAUCGGUACGCGGCUACCGCUGCACCAUCCGAUUUGGACGUGGCUGCCACGACAUGCUGCUGCGUGUCUCAGUAGAUACCGUAUCGGCGAGGACGGGAGGUCCGCCGAGCAAAGGCGCACAGGAAGGCGCUGGGCGAAGUCGGCGUUGGAAUUCGGCGAACGGAUUCACGUGAGGCUCGCGCAGGAGGAGCCGCGGAGCGGCAUGACUCCUAAAAUGAUAGAGGGGUGGUACGUCGGCCACCAGACGCGGACUGGCAGUCUGCUGGUGAUGACCACCAAGGGGGUUUUGCGAGGCAAGACCUACAAUAAGAUGACGGCGGAGGAACGCUGGAAACCCGCUGGGCUAGACCAGGUGCAGCGGAAGCGGGUGGCUCCGCUCCGGCUGCGUCGCCAGGGUCUGGAGGCCCGGCUCCAGCGACAGGGGCCAGUGCUGCGUCUGCGGAGGUACCAGGCGCCGCGGCUGCGGGAGGUUGACCUCUCGGCGGAGGAGCUGGAGAAUAUCACCCAUCUAGGCUUGCAGCUGGGAGCCGUGGAUGUCCGUGAAGAGUGCCCGCCUCCGUGCCAUGUUGCGCUUUCGUGCCACUUGGGCCUGAGACCUGGGGUGAGCGCAGACAUGCAGGCAGAGAGACCGAAUGGGAGGCACUGGGACUUCAGGAAGGAGGAGGACAGGAAGGAGUGGUACGACACGCUGGAGCGCGAGGAUCCGUACAUCCUCAUCGGAUCACCUCCUUCCACAGCGCUUGCAGAGCUGCAGGGUGCAUCCCGGCUCAGGCGGGACCCGGAGAAGGCCCUUCAAGAGCAAGAUCUUGCAGAACGUCAUCUUGAGAGCUACCGGAGGCAGAUGGCUCGGGGCAGGUACUUCGUGCACGAGCACCCCCACGAAGACAGCAGCUGGGACUCGACUGUCGUCCAGGAGCUGCUGGGGCAGAACGCCGUGGAAAGGGUCAGAGGAGCCGUGUGCAAGUGGAGCGCAAAGCCUGCGGGCCAAGGCGAGCCCCCUUCAGGCGUGCAAGGGUUCAUCCGGAGGCGAGCCGGAUUUAUGACCAACAUGCCCGAGCUUGCGCUGGAGCUCAAAAAGGGGUGCUCUGACGACGCGGGGCCAGAGCAGCACCGGCAUUUCAUCCUCCGAUGCUGGCGCGAUGUGUCCUACGAGCAGUAA